GUCAGUCGCCGUCUUCCCCAAAUCACAAACCUUCCGUCACGGCGACAGUCCUCCGUCGUCCCUGAUCGCUUCCCUUCGCCGUCGCCUUCACACCCAAACCGAUCCCUCACCUAAAAAAUACGGAGGCAAAAACCCAAACUCAACGCCCCCCACCCAUUCCCCUCUUCUUCCUUCACUCCUCUCUCUCUCUCUCCCAGUCCCUUCUCUUCCCCCACCGUCGCCGGAGCAGAUUCGCCUUCAGGCGCCCCGUUCAGCUCCGGAGCUCCAUUCCCACUGCCGGCCCAGCUGCCACGCUCCCGCACGUCGGGUGGGUCCCAGUCUCCGUCCAAAUGAAGCGGCUCAAGAGCUAUUACAUGCACGUCAAGCACCACCACCCGCCGGAGCGCCGCUGGAUCUUGCCCGUCGCGAUCGGCUCCGUCGGCUCCCUCUUCCUCUUCUUCCUCUCGACCCUCACCUCCUCCGACGGCUCCCGGCUGCUCCCCUUCUACCGAUCCGGCCAAGGAUCCAGCUCCGUCUUCGUCGAGUCCAAGCUGAAGCCUCUCCCCAUCUCCACCCUCCCUCCCCCGCCCCGGUUCGCUUACCUCAUUUCGGGCUCGGCGGGGGACGGCUCGAUGCUGAAACGGACGCUGCAGGCGCUGUACCACCCGAGGAACCAGUACGUGGUCCACCUCGACCUCGAAUCGAAGCCCGAGGAGCGGUUGGAUCUGAAGAAUUACGUCGAGACUGACCCGACAUUCCUCAAGUUCGGGAACGUCAGGGUGAUCAGCAAGGCGAAUCUGAUCACUUACCGGGGCCCUACUAUGGUUGCCAACACCCUCCAUGCUGCGGCCAUUCUGUUGCGGGAAGGCGGCGACUGGGACUGGUUCAUUAACCUCAGUGCCUCUGAUUAUCCGCUUGUUACUCAGGAUGAUCUGCUGCACACAUUUUCUUAUCUGCCACGAGAUCUUAACUUCAUUGACCACACGAGUGAUAUCGGGUGGAAGGAGUUUCAGCGGGCAAAGCCGAUAAUAAUAGAUCCAGGGUUGUAUAUGACCAAGAAAGCUGAUGUUUUCUGGGUCACACAGAGAAGAAGUGUGCCAACAGCUUUUAAACUCUUCACAGGUUCUGCAUGGAUGGCACUAUCUCGGCCGUUCAUCGACUACUGCAUUUGGGGAUGGGACAACCUCCCGAGGACCGUCUUGAUGUACUAUGCAAAUUUCAUCUCCUCCCCAGAGGGAUACUUCCACACAGUUAUCUGCAAUGCCCAGGAGUUCAGAAACACGACAGUGAAUAGUGACCUUCACUUCAUCUCGUGGGACAAUCCCCCGAAACAGCAUCCCCACCACCUUAAUCUUGGUGACAUACGGAGAAUGAUCGAUAGUAAUGCUCCCUUUGCUCGUAAAUUCACACGGGACGAUCCCGUGCUCAAUAAGAUCGAUUCUGAUCUGCUCUCCCGGAACCCUGGGAGGUUUGUCCCGGGUGGGUGGUGUAUAGGGAGCCGGGAGAAUGGGACAGAUCCGUGCACCGUUGCUGGAGACUCUGCAGUGCUUCGGCCUGGGCCAGGAGUGAAACGGCUUGAGAAGUUGAUAAGCUCACUGCUGUCGGCUGAGAAAUUCCGGCCGAGGCAGUGCAAGUGAAGAAGAUUGAAGCUUUAGGUGAUCAUUUUUAGUUAAUGUUGAGAUUAUAGAAGGAUACAAAUUGGUGGAGGGAACUCAAAUGCCUCGGUGGGAGAUAAAUCCUCGGGUCACUUGACGGAGCAGGACCUCCUUCAAGCGGCAGAGCAAAUAGUAAUCUAGUAUGCUCCGAGCAGACUAUUAUGAUGCCCCGUUUAUCUGAUCACAAAUUCUGAGGAGGAUUAACUGAGCCCUGCACGAUUCGGACCCCUUGAUGCGGUAAGAAGGUAAGAGAGCAGCUAAAAGUUGAGAGCGUUGGGUUGGGGGGGUUUCUCUUUUUAUCGUGCAAUUUGUAUAAAACGUGCUUUCUCUGCGCGAGACCAUUCCACUGUUUUUCUUUUAUGGGACUUUCAUUGUUGCUGUCAUACCCCAAAGAAGAUAGAGUUAACAUUUGGUGGACCA
Messenger RNA from Punica granatum (pomegranate), 2054 nucleotides. The record is from RefSeq and is a predicted model, not a curated record. Lineage: Eukaryota; Viridiplantae; Streptophyta; Magnoliopsida; Myrtales; Lythraceae.